AUGAAGGCGACAAAAGAUGGUAACUGUGCCGACACACAGUUCCGUUGUUCGUCGACUGUCCAGUGCAUUUCGUGGGACUUUUACUGUGACCUGAUCCAGGACUGUGUGGAUAAAAGUGACGAAACAACGUGCGUUCCGAGGCCAUGCGAUACAGAUGAAUGGCGUUGUUCUAACAACCAGUGCAUAAGCAGCUUCAAGGUGUGUGAUCUCACACCUGACUGCAGAGAUGGAUCUGAUGAACUCAUCUGUAAGAGAUGUAAAGGAUUUCGCUGUACUGACGGAACAUGCAUACCUUACAACUGGCAGUGUGAUGGAAUUGUGGACUGUUCUGGACCCGACAGAGAAGAUGAACAUAGUGAUCUUUGCUCAUUACUAAGUGCAAUUGAUUCAUCCACAAGUUCGGUAUGCUACUGGAGAGCAGAAGGAGGGUAUAAUGCAAUGCCUCGUUAUCUCACUGGAAUGGAUGGAUGUGAUACAGUUACAUGUGAAGAAGGUUAUUACAAAUGUCCACAUAGCUAUUGCAUACCUAUAGCUUUUGUUUGCAAUGGCGUCAUGGACUGUGUUGAUGGAGCAGAUGAAAGUGCUUGUUACAAGUACCAAUGUCCAGGCUACUAUAGAUGUAGAAAGAGCACGACGUGUAUCCGUUUGCAGAAAGUGUGUAAUAACAACGUUGACUGUCCUCAGGGCGAUGAUGAGAUGUCUUGUGAUUUCAGGUGUCCCUCUACCUGUAACUGUACUGGUUCUGUCCUUCGAUGUCUAGGAACCUUUUGGGGUAAUGAAACAUUUGGAUCGUUAACACGAAAGCUAGACUUGUCAUUUUCCAAUCUCGACCAGCUUACAGACAUAAGCUUCCAGGGACUGCAUAUGCUUGCUGUAUUGAGCUUAUCAAACUGUCACAUUCAAAAUUUAAAGUGGAAAUUUUGGGAACUAAAGAAUUUGAUGUCAUUAUAUCUGAGUUACAAUAAUAUAAGCCACCUGAAACGGAAUGCAUUUCGGGGAUUGCACAAUUUAAGACUCCUUGAUUUGUCGGAAAACAGGUAUUUAACCAUAAUUGAGAUUGGUGCUUUUGAUGAUCUUCAUCGCUUAACUAAACUUCGGUUACAGUACACUGGAAUUCAGAAACUUAGAAGAUUGUUGUUAAUUGCACUAUCAAACCUCAUCAGUCUAAACAUUUCGUACUCUAAAUUACAAUAUAUUGAAGAUCAUACUUUUAAAAAUCAAAAAUCACUGAAAUAUUUAUAUCUUGAUCAAACCAAAAUAUCAGAUUUUGGACACUACAUAUUUAAUGGCCUAGAUGAUCUUGAAAUCCUUCGAGCAGGUGUCUUCACGCUCUGCUGCCCACGUGUCAGACCAUCUUCUGUUGAAGAUGAUAAAUGUUUUGCUCCACAAGACGAAUUCUCGUCGUGUGAAGAUCUGAUGCAAAACAAUGUACUGCGUGCGUUUAUUUGGAUUCUUGGAGUAGCAUCACUUACUGGAAAUAGUUUGACAAUUAUUUACAGACUGUGUAUCGAUAAAUCAUCGUUAUCAAAAGGAUGUGGCUAUUUCAUUUUAAAUUUAGGAUUUUCAGAUUUUUUCAUGGGAGUGUACAUGAUUUUCAUUGGAUCAGCAGAUGUGCUUUAUCGAGGGAAGUAUCUUUGGUAUGCAAAUUUCUGGAAACAGAGCCCAUGGUGCAAAACCGCCGGAUUUCUCUCAACAUUGUCAUCUGAAGUAUCUACAAUGCUAAUCUGCCUAAUAACUCUCGACCGUUUGUUAGCAAUAAAGUUUCCGUUUGGACAGAUUAGAUUCAAUAAAAAGUCAUACAUUGUUGCUUGUGUGCUUGCCUGGUUGUUAGGCAUGGCGAUGGCUUUGGUACCUCUUCUACCUGCAACAAGCCAUUGGAAUCUCUUUGGCCGUAACAGCGUGUGUCUGGCUCUACCUCUUUCAAGAGAUCGGGCACCAGGUUGGCAGUAUUCGACUAGCAUCUUUUUGGGAUUUAACCUUGUGGCAUUUACGUUCAUUGCCGUUGCACAAGUCGUCAUCUAUCGAGUGAUGAAAAGUGUUUCAAUUGUAAAGGAUAAGAAGCGACUGACUCGAGAACGUGCUGUUGCUCGGAAACUCAGUCUGGUAGUAUUAACUGAUUUCGCCUGCUGGUUUCCAGUCGUCAUUAUUGGACUAGCAGCACUCGGUGGAGUUCCUAUUGCUGGAGAGAUUUAUGCCUGGACAGCUGUCUUCAUACUGCCAGUUAAUUCGGCUCUCAACCCAUUUCUGUACACCUUGUCAGCUUAUAGGCAGAAACGGAAAGACGAAUCUAAGCUGGAAAUGUAUCAGCAACCUCAGACUAAAUGUACUGAACGAAAGUACAGUAGUUCUGGUGAAGACUGCCCACGGAGGGCAAAACGUGAGAAAAACUUCUUUGUUGGGUGUCCAGAAGAUAACAUGCAGCAACUCCAGUCAUAUCUGGAAAGCGCCUCGCCAUCUCAAGUGGUUGCCACGAUGUUAGCAGUGUUUGAAGCUUUGCCAGUCUUACAGGACACAGUAGGAAAACAUGACACGCUUACUGGAGAAAACAUUUUUAUUGGCUGUCUGAACAAGAACGUGAAUAGAGUCUGUUUCGACGUGAGUGACACUAAGAGUGGACGUGUUUCUACUAUGUCUGAAGAGUUGCAUAAUGUGUGUUCGGUGUUUCAAAACGUGCAGCAGAAAUAUUAGUUUAAAAAUAUGAACAUUAAUAUUUUUCGUCACAAUUUGCACAUUACAUUUCAGCAGCAUCCAUCAGUUAU
Messenger RNA from Gigantopelta aegis, 2759 nucleotides. Its product is annotated as G-protein coupled receptor GRL101-like. The transcript is spliced from 11 exons. Gene Ontology annotation, cellular component: membrane. The record is from RefSeq and is a predicted model, not a curated record. Lineage: Eukaryota; Metazoa; Mollusca; Gastropoda; Neomphalida; Peltospiridae. Gene Ontology annotation, molecular function: protein binding; G protein-coupled receptor activity. The coding region runs from base 1 to 2688 and encodes 895 amino acids. Gene Ontology annotation, biological process: G protein-coupled receptor signaling pathway.